Messenger RNA from Aphis gossypii (cotton aphid), 2235 nucleotides. Its product is annotated as 52 kDa repressor of the inhibitor of the protein kinase-like. The transcript is spliced from 4 exons. Bases 1 to 2235 code for a protein of 744 amino acids. Gene Ontology annotation, molecular function: protein dimerization activity. NCBI's taxonomy places the organism in Eukaryota, Metazoa, Arthropoda, Insecta, Hemiptera, Aphididae. The record is from RefSeq and is a predicted model, not a curated record.
AUGACGUCCGAAAAAAAGAAGAUGUUCCCAUUGUUUAAUUUGGUUGUUAAAAACAUAAAUGCUCUGAAGAGGUAUGACGACGUUGUUGAUAAUAAUCCAUGUCAAACAUAUGAAGACGAUACAAUUUCUGCUAAAGACUUAGAGCCACCAGUUAGCUUUGCUUUUCCAGUACAAUUAGAAGGCAAUCGAACCCGUAAAUUUCAACAUAAAUAUUUACAACUAUUUCCUUGGUUAGCUUAUAGCAAAGAUAAACAAGGAGCUUUUUGUAAAUGGUGUGUUAUUUUUGCAAAUUCUGGUGGAGGAGUUGGCAACCAGCCUCUUGGUAAACUAGUUAAAAUACCAAUGGUCAAAUAUAAGCAUUGUCUGACUGAUUUAAAGAAUCAUGCCAAGACUGAAUAUCAUCUUCUUUCAGCACAGAGGGCUAAUGAUUUUUUGCAUAACUAUGAAACUGGAAAUGAAAAAGCUGUUAAUGUACUUCUUGACAACCGUAAUAGGCAAGUUAUUGAAUAUAAUCGCAAACGGCUCAUACCUAUAGUAAAAACAAUUAUAUUCUGUGCACAAAAUAAUUUAGCUCUACGUGGUCACCGAGAAAUAGGUUCAAUAAAAGAUAAUGACACAAGAGAAAAAUGUUUGAGUGGAGAACAAGGAAUUUUUCGUGCCUUACGAUCUUAUAGAAUUGAAUGUGGCGAUUCAGAUCUUUUAACUCAUUUAGAAACUUCCAAAAAAAAUUGUACUAUGAUUAGUCCUACCAUACAAAAUGAAAUUAUUGAAGCAAUUAGGCUUGUUAUUCAAAAUAAAAUUGUUGAAAGAGUUAAAACUUCUAAAUUUUAUUCUAUACUUUGUGAUGAAACCACCGAUGUCAGUACAGUAGAGCAACUUACUUUAUGUGUUCGGUAUGUAGAUGUACCUAACUGUGUAAUCCGUGAAGACUUCUUAGGUUUUAUCAAAAUGGAAUCAACAACAGGAAUUGCUAUAGCGACUGCAAUUCAAAAUGAAUUAGAAAAUAUAGGUCUCACAUUGGAAAACCUUCGUGGGCAAGGUUAUGACGGCGGUUCUAACAUGUCAGGUGUUAAUAAUGGUGUACAAUCAUUAAUUUUAAAAAAACAACCAUUAGCUUUUUACACGCAUUGUUUAAGUCAUUGUCUUAACUUAUGUCUGUCUAAAGCUUGUAAUGUACCUGCAAUAAAAAAUAUGAUGGGAACUAUUCAAUCUGUUUCUGGUUUUUUUUCCAACUCUGCAAAACGAACAGAAAAACUUAAGUCUGUUAUAGAAAGUACUGAAAUUUCAGAAUCUAAUGAAUCCAGUUUAAUUAAAAAAAAAAAACUUAAAACUAUCUGUGAAACCCGAUGGGUUGAAAGGCACACAGCUUUAAUGACUUUUAAAGAAUUAUAUGUGUAUAUUGUUACUGCAUUAGAAGAAAUAAAAUGUGGAGAUUCAAGCAGAGAAACAUCAAGUUUGGCUACAAUGUUAGAGUGUGCUAUAACAAAAAGUGAAUUUUUAGUUGCGUUAGAAGUGGCAGUUACUUGUUUUUCUUACACAACAAAUUUGAGUAAAAUUUUGCAGAGUAAAAAACAAGAUUUGUCAAAAGCUUUAGCUGAUAUCACUGUAGUAAAGGGAGGUUUAGAAGCUCUUCGUGAAGAUGUUGACAGCUAUUUCAAAGAUAUAUUUAAUGAAGUGACUUCAAUUGCUACCAAAGUAAAUGUUGAAAUAAAAACACCACGUGUGUGUGGAAGACAAACAAAUAGAGUAAACAUACAAAGCAGUCCUGAAGAAUACUACCGAAUAACAAUUUUUAUUCCUUUCCUUGAUAGUAUUUUACUACAACUACAAACUAGAUUUAAUCAGCAACUGAAAGAAGACAUAGCACUUGAAGGGUUAAUCCCUGCCAAUUUUAGUGCAUACAAUAAUGACUCCAUAUUAAGUGCUGCAUCACUGUAUGAAAAUGAUCUUCAUGAAAAUGCUUUAAUAAACCUCAAAGCAGAAUUAACUAUGUGGCAAAACCAGUGGAAAGACAAUACAGCAGAAAAACCAGAGUCAGCUUUAGAAGCAUUACGUUAUUGUACAAAUGUAUUACCUAAUAUAAAGUUACUACUCCAGUUAUUUGCAACUUUACCGGUUACAUCAGCGACACCAGAACGUACAUUUUCAACUCUUAAAUUAUUGAAGAAUUAUUUAAGAUCAACAAUGAACGAAGAAAGACUUAAUGGGUUAGCUAUGGCAAAAAUAAAAAUCUGA